UGAAGGAUUAUGGCUGGAAUUUGAAUUUCACAGCCCUUAAACACCCCAAGGACACAGCCCGGAGACAGAGAGUUGCCGUCGAAAGGCAAAAAAGAGAAACAUCUAAAGGCCUUGAGCCUCUAUAGUUUUAUUGGCUGACAGGAUAACUGGUUUGUGGAUCCCUGACUGAAAAGUUUCAGUUGGAGUUUGAGAGUUCUGCAGGAUAUGAUUGGUUAAGCCGUUUGAGGCUUACACGUAUAUCUGCCUCGCCUCAAAAAUUCCUCCGACUGACUCCGACUCAGCAGUUUCAGUUAAGAAGUCGAAGAGGCAUGCUGGGGGAGAAAGAGAGUGGUACUUAAUAAAGAAAGAGAGACAUGCGUGGUUGGUAGGGGUUGCUACGAUGCUUCUCCCCUGAGUGGAGGAAAGGGAGGUCCUACAGGGAAGUCUAUCCAGAGAUAACAAGACUCUGUUCCAGAAGGUUCUGAUGCUACAGCUUACCCGGGGUCCUCGGGAACUUUACUGCGCAAAAAGUAGUUCCAUCUGCAAGUCUACAAAUGGGCCGGGUUUUUGUAUUCGUAACACACGUAAUGGACAAACCAGGGAGGCGUUGAUGGUGUGGAACUGACAAGUCAUUGCGGUCUGCCUGACAGCUCCAAGACUUCCUCUCUCUCACUCUCUCCCCCUCUUUCUCUCACACACACACACACACACACUUACAAGGAGGGGUGUGUGUGUGUGACCAGAGUGUAACUAAACCAAACGUAAUCUUACAGAGAACAGAGUGUGCAGGGGGUUUAAUAACACUCAAAGCGCAACCUGAGAGGAGGAAGGACAGACGACACAUACCUCCGCACAAGCAGACGAGCUGGAGAAAAGAGAGAGAGGAAAGAGGGGGACAAAAAAAAACUACCUGGCCGUUUGGAGAAAGAGAGGAAAGACUGACCAUCCUCCUCAGCGCUUGAGAACGCCGGCCGAGCGAAAGAGAGAGAGAAACGGGAAGGGAAACAAACAGGUGUGUGUUGUUCCAUUUGACACUCCCUCGGUGGCUCCCUCUCUCCCUCCCUCUGGGGGGGCGGGGCUAGUUCCCUGAGGGACAGCCAGGAAGACCAGUCAGUCUUCAGAAUCAGCCACUGUGACACAAGCGAGUCCGCUCGGCUCCCAUCUCCUCCUCAUCCACCUGCCUUAAGCCAGCGUUCUCAAGAUGAUGGAAGAAAUCUCGAUCAAGGUGGCGUACGACGCUCACGUCAUCAACCAGUUCUGUGAGGAGGACGUUCUGGCCAACCUGGUGGCCCACUCCAAGCCCAGACACGUGGUGCCCACCAAGAAGCUGAAGAAGUUUGAGAAGGAGUACCUGUCCUUCAGGGAGAGCCAGCUCCAGCAAGAAGACCCUAUCGACCGUUACCAGAGGGAGAACCGUCGCCUACAGGAGGCCAGCAUGCGUCUGGAGCAGGAGAACGACGACCUGGCGCACGAGCUGGUCACCAGUAAGAUCGCCCUCCGCAACGACCUGGACCAGGCGGAGGACAAGGCGGACGUGUUGAACAAGGAGCUGCUGAACACCAAGCAGCGCCUGGUGGAGACGGAGGAGGAGAAGAGGAGGCAGGAGGAGGAGACAGCACAGCUGAAGGAAGUGUUCAGGAGAGAGCUGGAGAAGGCCGAGUCAGAGAUCAAGAAGACCACAGCCAUCAUCGCCGAAUACAAACAGAUCUGCUCUCAGCUGAGCAGCAGGUUAGAGAAGCAGCAGGCCGCCACCAAGGAGGAGCUGGACAUAGUCAAGAGUAAGGUGAUGGCGUGCGAGCGUUGCCGGGAGGUGUUCAGUAAAGAAGGGCCCCUCCAGAUGCCUCCGCCCAGCAGGGACUGCGGGCCCGGCGAUCAGGACGAGGAGAAGGACUCUCUGAAGAGCCAGCUGAGGGAGAUGGAGCUGGAGCUGGCCCAGACCAAGCUGCAGCUGGUGGAGGCCAAGUGCAAGAUCCAGGAGCUGGAACACCAGCGGGGGGUCCUGAUGAACGAGAUCCAAGCAGCCAAGAACUCCUGGUUCAGCAAGACCCUGGGCUCCCUGAAGAGCUCCGGCAGCUCCCAGUCCUCCCAGCCGCCCUCCUCCCCUAAGGAAGGGCCCCAGUGAGGCCCCGGCCCCAGAACUGAGAGAGGUGUGGAGGACACCAUGCACACGAGAGCCCUGAGAACACGAGCUAAAGGAACGCCUACAAUGAUGCAGUAUCCUCUUUCCAAACAAGGGGGGG
Molecule: messenger RNA, 2219 nt
Organism: Osmerus eperlanus (European smelt)
Lineage: Eukaryota; Metazoa; Chordata; Actinopteri; Osmeriformes; Osmeridae
Gene: rabgap1l
Product: RAB GTPase activating protein 1-like
Exons: 8
Coding region: 1181-2101 (306 amino acids)
Source: RefSeq, a predicted model, not a curated record